This is a messenger RNA of Cannabis sativa, 1944 nucleotides long. RefSeq lists its product as uncharacterized. Lineage: Eukaryota; Viridiplantae; Streptophyta; Magnoliopsida; Rosales; Cannabaceae. The transcript has 3 exons. The record is from RefSeq and is a predicted model, not a curated record. The coding region runs from base 1 to 1944 and encodes 647 amino acids.
AUGUCUCCAAGAAGAUCAGUUCGAAUCAACGGUAAUAGAAACAUCCACGUGGAUGCAACUCCAGCACCCGCAAGGGGCGGAGGCCGAGGUGAUGGUCGACGCGGAGGCCGACGUGGAGGCCCAAGCGGUAAGGGAGGUAGACAAGGAGCAUCGAUAGCACCGGUAGAUGAAGUAGCACUCGAACAACAACAAGCACCUCCCAAUGCUCAAGCUGAAAUACUCCGAGAAAACGCUCUUGCAGUGAAUCCAGAACCAAUACAACGUUUUAAACCUGUGUACGAGCGAUUCAGGAAACAACAACCACCAAUAUUCAAUGGGAGCUCGGACUCACUUGAAGCUGAGGAAUGGUUGCGCUCAGUGGAGUCCAUAUUAGAAUAUAUGGACCUCACUGAUAGGGAAAGAGUAUCCUGUCUUUGCCACCUACUUAAAAAGGAUGCACGGAUCCUGUGGGAAGUAGUAAGACAAAGUCGCAACAUAACAACUAUGACCUGGUUGGACUUUGUUGAUGUGUUCAACAGGAAAUACUACAGUGCCGCCAUACUGGCUGCAAAAGAAGAUGAGUUUAUGAAUCUGAGGCAGAACAAUCUCACUGUCACGGAGUAUGCUAGGCAAUUUGACCGUCUGGCAAAGUUUGCACAAGAGAUCGUACCAACCGAGGCCCUUCGGGUCAAAAGGUUCUUGAAGGGGAUGAACCCCAUGAUUAAAAAAGAUGUGAAAAUCAUGGUGGGGACCAACACAGUUUAUGCUGAGGUGUUAGAAAAAGCUCUUGAAGCUGAGUUGCUCGAAAAUGAUAUAAAGAAGGAGAAUGCUGCUAAGUGGGAAGCCCGAAGAAACAAUGGAGGAAAUCAAGAGAAUAAGAGAAAACACGAGGGAAAUCACAGUAAUGAUCGUGAUAAAAAGGGGAAAGCAGUGGUCCAAAAUAACAACAAUGGGGUGAAAAGGUCCUAUGUAGAAUUCCCAAUUUGCCCCACAUGCAAUAGGAAACAUCUUGGGGAGUGUAAGAUGAAGUCAGGGGUGUGCUACAAUUGCAGAGGAGAAGCGGCCACAAGCAACACUGUUGUCUCAGGUCAGGUUUCUAUUUACGGAUUGCCUUAUAAUGUUCUCUUUGAUUCUAGAGCUACUCAUUCUUAUAUAGCUACUAGGGUAAUUGAUAGUAUAGAUAAGCCAUGUGACCUACUUAGAUGUGGUAUUGUGACGGAAUUACCCUCGGGAGAAACCAUGUUAUCAACAAGAAGAAUGCGAGAUGUACCUAUCAUAAUCGAAAGCAAAGAACUUAUGGGCGACCUAAUAGAGCUGGAAAUGAAGGAAUAUGAUGUUAUACUUGGGAUGGAUUGGCUAUCUAGUCACGGUGUGACAAUCAAUUGCCGAAAGAAACUGGUCGUUUUUGAAACAAAGGCUGGGGAUCGGUUUACUUUCAAGGGCGACAAGCUGGCCUUGAGGACUCCAUUAAUCUCUUCCCUAAAAGCUAGUCAGCUAAUGAAGGCGGGGUGUCUGGCAUUCUUGGUCAGCGUAGUGGAUCGAGCAAUAGAGACGCAACUAAAUGUGGAGAAUGUGCACAUAGUCUGUGAAUUUCCAGAGGUCUUUCCAGAAGAUUUACCGGGACUACCUCCAGACAGAGAGGUGGAGUUCAUCAUCGAAUUAGCCCCAGGGACUAAUCCAAUUUCAAAGGCUCCAUACAGAAUGGCACCUAAUGAGUUAAAAGAGCUUAAAAUACAACUACAGGAGCUAGACAAAGGGUUCAUUAGACCGAGUUACUCACCUUGGGGUGCAACGGUACUCUAUGUCAAGAAAAAAGAUGGAAGUAUGAGGAUGUGCGUAGACUACCGUGAGCUCAACAAGGUGACCAUCAAGAAUAAGUAUCCUUUGCCAAGGAUUGACGAUCUCUUUGAUCAAUUGCAAGGCUCGGCUGUGUUCUCAAAGUCAAGAAAAAAGAUGGAAGUAUGA